AACAUGAAACGGUUUUAACCACUCGAAUCUCUACCAGGUCUCUCUCGUCUGAAAUCUCUCAACUCCGUUGAAGAAGCUUCUUCUCUCUAUCUCUGAACCUUGUCUCUCCCAUCUUCAUCAAGCAAAUGGCAAGCACCACUUCUCUAACACUACCCUCGACAAAACUAGAACUCCCAUUUCUAUCCCCACAAAGAAAAAACUGUAGCAGGAGCUUCAGCACUACAACAACAGUGUCGUCACCAGUCUUCCGGCCUCCCCCUUUUACCAAUAAAAUCCAUUUUCACAGUAACUCCAGCAGUGUUUCUCAUUCAAUCUCGAAAAUCCCUGGUCUUCAAUCAAAUGGGUUUUUAGUACAUUCCUCUUCGAGUGAUUAUUCAGUCAAUAACAGUCAAAUUGAUGUGGAGAAUAGCAGUUCAUCAAAUGAUGGAGCCAAUGAAACUCAAGUCCAAAGCAGUAUUUGGAGCUGGAAGGGUUAUUCUAUUCGCUAUCAGUAUGCUGGGAACAGAGGCCCUGCUCUAGUUUUAGUUCAUGGUUUUGGAGCAAACAGUGACCAUUGGAGGAAAAAUACUCCAGUUCUCGCAAAAUCUCACAGGGUAUAUUCAAUUGAUCUUAUUGGUUAUGGAUACUCGGAUAAACCAAAUCCUCGUGAAUUUGGAGAUAAAUCCUUUUAUACAUUUGAGACGUGGGCUACCCAGCUAAAUGACUUUUGCGUCGAUGUAGUCAAAGAUGAGGCUUUCUUCAUAUGCAAUUCCAUAGGAGGAGUUGUUGGUCUUCAAGCAGCAGUUAUUGACUCGCAGAUCUGUAAAGGCAUUAUGUUGUUAAAUAUAUCUUUGCGUUUGCUUCACAUAAAAAAGCAGCCAUGGUUUGGAAGGCCUUUUAUCAGAUCAUUCCAAAGUUUGCUGAGGAAUACUGCUUUGGGAAAAUCUUUCUUCAAAUUAGUAGCCUCAUCAGAGUCUGUAAGAAGCAUUCUGUGCCAGUGUUAUCAUGAUACCUCCCAGGUGACAGAGGAACUUGUACAGAAGAUCCUUCUUCCAGGACUCGAGCCAGGUGCCGCAGAUGUAUUUCUUGAGUUUAUUUGUUACUCAGGGGGUCCCCUUCCUGAGGAGUUACUGCCUCAGGUGAAGUGUCCUGUUUUGAUAGUGUGGGGUGACAAGGAUCCAUGGGAACCCAUUGAACUCGGAAGAGGCUUUAUAAAUUUCGACUCUGUAGAGGAUUUCGUUACCCUCCCUAAUGUUGGCCACUGCCCUCAGGAUGAAGCACCUCAUCUUGUGAACCCACUUGUGGAGUCAUUUGUAGCACGCCAUUCAACACCCGCGGCAAGCGUUUCAACUGUCAUCUGAUAAAUUGGCUGGUUCAAGUUCAUAGCUGCCACUUGAUCUACCACACAGGUCAAUGAUUUCCUUUCUCAAGGCUGUUUGUAAACAAAAUAUUCUUUAGUUUAAUGCUUCCGUAUGCAAUGCUUCAUUCAAGUUGGUUCUCUCUAAGAAUCUUAUUUUUUUUCCUAUUUCUGUAACCUAUAGUACCUGUUAUAGCAACAGAAAUUGCAAUUGUUUAGGUUUAAUUUUGUUCAA
Messenger RNA from Populus trichocarpa (black cottonwood), 1571 nucleotides. RefSeq lists its product as uncharacterized. NCBI's taxonomy places the organism in Eukaryota, Viridiplantae, Streptophyta, Magnoliopsida, Malpighiales, Salicaceae. The coding region runs from base 126 to 1340 and encodes 404 amino acids. The transcript has 8 exons. The record is from RefSeq and is a predicted model, not a curated record.